Molecule: messenger RNA, 657 nt
Organism: Meyerozyma guilliermondii ATCC 6260
Lineage: Eukaryota; Fungi; Ascomycota; Pichiomycetes; Serinales; Debaryomycetaceae
Exons: 1
Coding region: 1-657 (218 amino acids)
Biological process (GO): nitric oxide catabolic process; cellular response to nitrosative stress
Cellular component (GO): intracellular anatomical structure
Molecular function (GO): nitric oxide dioxygenase [NAD(P)H] activity; oxygen binding; heme binding
Source: RefSeq, a predicted model, not a curated record
AUGACAAAGGCUGCAAAUCAAGUGUACACCAUUCAACAGCUUAGUCCAGAACAAGUUAACAUUGUCAAGGCUUCAGUUCCAAUAUUGAAAGCUCUGGGUCAGGAACUCACCAAGAACUUUUAUCAGAAAAUGCUCUCCAGUUAUCCUGAAGUAAAGCCGUUUUUCAAUGAAUCUGAUCAAAAACUGUUACGUCAACCCAAAAUUCUUGCAUUUGCAUUGUUGAAAUAUGCCGAAAAUAUUGAAAAUUUGGAACCCUUGACUGGGUUUGUUCAGCAAAUUGUCACGAAACAUGUGGGACUCCAGGUCAAACCAGAACACUAUCCAAUUGUUGGAACUUGUCUUCUCAACACCAUGGAAAAUAUGUUGGGAGAAUUAGCGACACCUGAAUUUCUUCAAGCAUGGGCAACUGCCUAUGGAAACUUGGCUCGGUUGUUGAUCAACGCCGAGGAUACUUGUUACCAGAAACAACCUUGGAACGGGUUCAAGGAAUUCACCAUUGAAAAAAUACAAAAUGAAGCAAGCGAUGUGAAAUCAGUCUAUUUUUCACCAACCGAUAAAAGUGCAAUUGCAACUCCUCAGAGAGGUCAGUAUGUCUGUAUUCGUUGGAAACUUCCAGGGCUGGAGUUUGAAAAGAGUAGAGAGUAUUCUCUUUUCUGA